UCCUCCCGUCCACCCUCCCGCCGUGCACACUCCCGAGCUCGGGGUCAUCUCGGUCACUCAGCAGUGCCGGUGAUGACAUUCGACUACGAUCUGGACGAGGACAUCAACCCGUCCGACUUCACGUUCCCCGAGUUCGGUCGCCGGCUCCGGCGGGAGGUUCCUCGGGAGGAGGUGUUUGACGCGGAGGCGGUGCGUCGUCUGGAGGAGCAGUGGAGCGCCCGGCAGCACCGCCGGCGCCGCGCCCUGCUCCCCGGCGACGAGAACCACGUGCACGACCACGGGGCGGAGCCGACCAAGUCGUGCUCCAUCCUGGGAGUCAAGUACGAACUCGGAGAGGUGAUCGGAGUGGCGUCGGACAACUGCCUCGAGUGCCGGUGUGCGGCUCAGGCCAUGUUCUGUUCGCCAAAGUGCUGCUUCUUCGCGCUGGAGGAGCGACUGCUGAGGGAAGGUAGGAGGAGCAGCCCAGAUCAGGAGCCGCCGCGGCCUCACCCGCUGCAGGCGUACAUUAUUGAGUGACGUCACGGUGGACCAAUGACGUCACAAGGACCGGUGACGAGCCGCGACCUUGGCCGGCCAGCUGACCGCUCGCCCGGUGACUUUUUUUAUCCAGUGAUGUGUCACCAGUGGCUGCUGGAAAACAGCCGUCCUGCGGGCGGGCCGGCGCGACCCUGUCCCGUCAGCAGGGACGGGACAGGACCGCGCCGUGUGUCUCCGUCCGGCGCAGGGCCGCGACGCCUCCGCUGAGGGAGGCGCGUGCCGCCCGGACCGCCGGCGCCCAUAUAAGGCGGCGGGACCGUGACCGCCGCCCCCGCCCACACACCGCCGGGGCGGACCGGGCGGCGGAAGGGACUGCAGACGAACAGUGAUACCUGCACGGGGAGAUAGGGUGUGUCUGAGAUAGCGGCCCCCGUGGGCGGCCAAGGUCCGACGGAGUGGCGGCGAACAGCGCUGCGGCUGACAGGUUACUGCCGGGAGCGUGUGCUAGGUGUUAGUGUUGACCUAACAGACGCGGCCAGGUAGACGGUCAACGAUUUAUUGAAUGUUGAAGGUCAACCUUGGAAAGCUUUGACAAGAAUCUAAGGAAGUUUGUCAGUGCAUGUCUUCAUCGCGGGUUUUGCGAUGCAACAUUUGCGUCUAAUCGGACGAGUGUUUCAACUGUCAACUUUGCAAUCAAUGACUGCGAUGUGCAUCUUGCAGAUGCCUUUCACUUCUUCGCUAUGUAACAAUAGUUAUUGCAAAGAUGCACCACGAUAGGUGCACGUAAGUUACUGUCACGUAACAUCUUAAUAGCUUCGUGGUCUUGGUCGUGAUAAGGAUUUUAUCUUUAUCGCUGACGGAUAAUUCAAGUAGUCAGAGUGAGCAUAGAAUGCGAGCCAGCUCGGUAGCUCAGGCAGCGAAAGAGAGGUAGAUAGCUAACCAAAGGCGAACUGCCAGAUUGCCGGAUGUGUGAGAAUAACUGCCGUGCUUAUGAGACGCGUGUAGAUGUACUGUUUUUGAACUGUGUUCAUGUGCAGACUUUUCUGCAUUUUGAAAUAAAUAAUUAUUUAUGUGAAA
Amphibalanus amphitrite is the source of this 1554-nucleotide messenger RNA. RefSeq lists its product as uncharacterized. The transcript is spliced from 3 exons. The record is from RefSeq and is a predicted model, not a curated record. The coding region runs from base 73 to 516 and encodes 147 amino acids. NCBI's taxonomy places the organism in Eukaryota, Metazoa, Arthropoda, Thecostraca, Balanomorpha, Balanidae.